AUGUUGUGUUCAAUGCGCGUCAAGCUGGGCUCUUAUUGGGGAGGUCGAUUCAUCGGUUUUUUUCGCUCACGCAACUUAGUUGUUUGUUUGUUUGUUUUGGCGAGUCUCACUGUAAUUGCCUAUGUUUCGUAUGGGUCGAUCCGACGACAAAAAGACAAAUCGUUGGCUGUUGAUUUGGCUAACCAGCUUCAGCUGUACCAAUCUCAAUUAACACCCGAGUCAUCUAAUUCGACAUGCAGUCAUUCGGCUUACCUCCGAGGUUUCAACCAAAAAGUAAUCGGCUAUUCCAUUUACGGUGAUUUCGCGCGGAUGGCUGUCGUCGAAAAAUAUUUGUAUCCUUUUGGAGAGACGCUCAGGAUGAUUCCAUUGGUAUAUCCAGGGUGGAUUGUAAGGAUUUAUCACAACUUUCGAGCGGACAACGUAGAAACGUGGAAAAUCCUCCUAAAAGUGAUAGACUUCGAACGAAACAAACAUGUUGAUCUUUGCAACACUUCAGAGAUAAUAGAAAGGCGCAAAUUUGGAGGUUUAUAUCCCAUGACCUGGCGCUGGGUAUAUACGUGUACACAUUUUUACUCGUGA
Daphnia pulicaria is the source of this 579-nucleotide messenger RNA. RefSeq lists its product as uncharacterized. The record is from RefSeq and is a predicted model, not a curated record. The transcript is spliced from 2 exons. Bases 1 to 579 code for a protein of 192 amino acids. NCBI's taxonomy places the organism in Eukaryota, Metazoa, Arthropoda, Branchiopoda, Diplostraca, Daphniidae.